GAAUAUGGCAAUGCUUAAAAGCCAUAAUUAUACUAUCGUCAAACUAAAAGCUUAGCACAAAUGCAUACAGACGGGAAGUUAGAUAGCUUCCCAUAAUUCCUGUUGAAACCUCUGCAGGUGUUUACAAACCUACAGCCCGUUCCAUCGGCCGGAAGCGCGUUCCUGUGAGUGUCGAGUGCCCUUAUAAGUAUCAAUUCCUCCCAGCCCUGGGACAUGCUCCCGGUUUCCCCCACACCAAAGACAAUUGCUGCUUCUCGUGUCUCUUUGCUGUACCGCCGACGGUCGCGAUUAUGGAAGCUGCUCUGCCGCCCCCACCUGGCUUAGUACCCAAUUUUUCUCACCCUCCACGAUCACUGGGCUACGGUAUACGAGCCUAUGCUGCAUUUUCUGCUGCCCUGUGCUCAGUUUUGAUCAGCAUAAGGUUGUUUACACGCAUAAUCAUUCUGCGCAAACUCGAGAUAGAUGACUAUACCUGCAUCUUCUCUUGGGUAUUUCUUGUUGCUCUAACAGUAUUAUGUCAAUUCACCGUGAUCAACGGUGCUGGACUUCACCAGUGGAACAUGAGUAUUGAACAAUUCAAAGACUUGCUUAUUUACGUAUAUGUUGCGAAAGUGCUUUAUCUUUUUGUUUUGUUACCGAUCAAGAUCACAAUCAUCCUCCAGCUCCGCCGAUUUUUCGCUCCUCACUCUUAUCUAGCCUCGUAUAAAGUUCUUACCUGGCUACUCAUUAUCAGUACGGCGCUUGCUAUAUCCUCGCUACUCACAGACGUCUUUCAAUGCCACCCCAUCCGGAAAGCAUGGGAAUUCGAUAUCCCAGGGAAAUGCAUCACCUCGCCAGUUGUUCACUCAUACACGGCCAGUGUAAACAUGGCCACGGAUUUUGCGAUCUUACUCCUUCCGGCCUAUUGGAUAUGGAAACUGAAGAUAGCUGUCACUAAGAGGAUUCAAAUAAGCUUACUUUUCGUUGGUGGAAUUGUAGCGUGCCUAGGAAGUAUAUUGCAUCUAUACGAAGCCAGGCAAAUGGUCAAGAAGGCGGAUCAAUCAUACAUGGCCGGUCGUCUUUUUCUCUGGUGCCUUCUUGAAGUCGUUGGCGGGUUCAUAUCAUCCUGCCUGCCUGUGCAUCCGAUAUUCUUCAGGGCGAUCCGGGCCGGAAGCAUCAAAGCAGUGCGCCACGAUCCAUCUUCUGGGGCGUUUCGUCGAAAUACUGAGGAAGAUCUCAUCGGCCAGAGCGGGGCAUCUAGUCGGGAUCCGACUGAUUCUAAAGUUCGAUACCCGGAUCCUGAUGCUAUCAGUCUCCAUUAUUUGCAGGAGGAAGAUCAGUUUCGUAGAUGAGGGCCAUG
Molecule: messenger RNA, 1339 nt
Organism: Aaosphaeria arxii CBS 175.79
Lineage: Eukaryota; Fungi; Ascomycota; Dothideomycetes; Pleosporales
Exons: 4
Coding region: 291-1331 (346 amino acids)
Source: RefSeq, a predicted model, not a curated record